CCGUACCCGGCGUGACCAGCGUGCUGGAGAGGUGGGCCCCUCCAGGCCGCUGGGCCUGUUCAUGCGCCCGACACGUGGCCGUGGCUUUCAGAUUGCCACGUGCCACCUGUCGUUUGGUGACGCCCCGUGACGCGUGAACAGGGGAAGCGUCAGAUAUAAUUGAUUGGGGGCUACUACACAAAAGCAGUGCGGUUCUUUGAGCGAACCAUGACCAUGGAGGAAAAUUUGGAGAGGGAGCUAUAUAUUGGAGCAAACGAAUGGCUGAUUACCUUGGAGAACGGAUGCAGAUGGCUACAUGAGAUUGUGAGGGACAUGUCUUUACGACUGCAAAUGGAGCCAGAGGUCGAAGGGGGAGCGAUCUCUCUGGCCGGUUGGAUGAAGGACAAAAGCGAGGACAUGCUGGCGAUCAUCUGGGAGCUGGAGGAGGGGCCGGAUCCUCGGCUUGACGUUUGCAUCAGUUGGAUGAGGGCAGAUGCCAUCAUGUCCGUCUGCAAAACCCUCUUCAAUGAGGGUCGUGAUCUGUAUGCUCUUCUGGAAGACCGGUUGGAGGGCGUUAUGGAUCGUGAGGACGAGCACGUGGCAAUAGAGGUAAUAGCGUUCAACAACAACAAUGGCGAAAACAUCAUCAUCAUCAACAACAACAACAACAACAACAACAACAACGAUAAUAUCAACAGCAACGACGACGACGACUACGGAUGGAGAAGGGCUGACAUUGGUGUCUGGGCAAAUGCGAUCAUCAUCGACAUCAUGGGGGAGAUGCCGCAUGUGGAGGGAGGGGAGAUUGGGAUUGGUACGGAAAAAGGGUUUGUCAUCUCCCCCCCCCUCAACGAUGGGGACGACGACGACAACAACAACAACAACAACAACAACAACAACAACAACAAUAUCAAUGACAACGACGACGACGGCGGCCACGACCAAGGGAGCAGCGGGGUAGGAAGCGGUAUCCGGGCAUCUGUAAUUGUCAUCAGCGCAAUGGGAGUGAUGCUGCAAGUGGACGGGGUGGGGCAGGGGCUUGAUAUAAAGAAGAGGUUUACUGCUUUCCCCCCCUCCAACCUCGAUAUGGUGCUCCUCCUCGUGGUUUGGCAGAGGAUAGGAGUAGGAUAGUUGGGGGUGAUUGAUGUUGCCCGGCCUGCAAUACCAAUCAUCAAUGGGGGGAUGAUCGUCUUGCAUUGCCUCCUGCUAGUUCCACAUGAUAAUGCAUAUUGGAUA
Chara braunii is the source of this 1215-nucleotide messenger RNA. Lineage: Eukaryota; Viridiplantae; Streptophyta; Charophyceae; Charales; Characeae. The record is from the annotation of a GenBank genome assembly.